GGCUGCCAAGUUGAGUGCGGCUGCAACGUGUGUGCUUGGGCUACUGGAGCUUCUGCUGUUUUUACGCAUUGCUUUCAUCGAGAACACUAACACCAGAAUACAGAGGGAAAUCACACUGCUUGGGCCUGUGCUGUUCCAUGCCGUUCAGAACUCUGAAUCUGCCAAAGCGCUAUGGGAUGAUCUUCCGCAAUCAUCCAUGUCCCGGCAACUAGCCGCUAUUAUGGAAGACGCCGAAACCAGUCGGAUGCUUCUAGCCGGAUACAACACCAAGGUAUAACAGUCAAGUCAGCGCUUCAGGCGUUUGUCCCAUUUGCUACGUUUUUAGAGCCAUAUUGGUAGUACGCAUGUGUGUUUAUCUGUGAGAUUUCUCUUAGGGAAUGGCAUAUAUACUCUAGUUCCUGAGGAUCUAAAAACAAGCGCAACACACUCUGUUGAAUCCAUGCAUAUUCCUAGUUGGCAAUUCUCGUGCCCUAUUAUGCUAUGCAUUCUCAGCAAGCUGAGAGCUGAGAGGCCUUUCUCGCGUUGAGACGGUCUGUUUCACGUAUGAAACUCAGCCUGUGCUGCUUGAAGCAUUAACCUCCAGUACGUACAUGUCCUGCUGUAUACGGGCAUGAUCUGUUUCGCCUUGGUUUCAUGUUACAGUUUUCCCUGUUUAGCGUUGAUGUCUUGAUAUAAAAUGUGCAGUUUUUCCUCGUAGCUGCCACGUUGCAUUCCUAUUCUGUUGUCAGGCGCAACUCCGUCUCUAGCAUUUGACAGCCGAAUCCUUGAAACUGGGGAUAUUUGGUCUCAUAUCAUACCUUUUUCCCUGCAAUACCUAAACUUUUCUUCUCUGGCACCCUAAUCCCUUGUGUAACAAUGCUAUUAUUUUCUCAUGCCUGUAUCGUAUUGGGACAGUUCAAUCCUUCCCGUUUUUCGUCUAAUCGUAGUUUCAUAUUAUACACCUCCUUUCAUAUCACCAAUCCUCAGGUGGAGUCGUUGUCGUACAUGAUGAGGGACUUCGAUACAUCAUCCAAUCUCGUCUAUUACUUACUAUUCGGUCUGCUAUUCGCUGUGCCCGUGUUUGUCGUCAAAUCGGGUGUGGGCAUGAAGAAAUUAAGUCCUUGAGUUAGUUGAAAGGCACCCGUUUCACAUCUCAUUGUUGGCGUAAUUUAAGUAAAUAAAGUAAAUUUGAGGCC
Messenger RNA from Sphaeroforma arctica JP610, 1175 nucleotides. RefSeq lists its product as hypothetical. Lineage: Eukaryota; Ichthyosporea; Ichthyophonida. The annotation marks the transcript as partial. The record is from RefSeq and is a predicted model, not a curated record. The transcript has 3 exons.